This is a messenger RNA of Phyllotreta striolata, 1407 nucleotides long. Lineage: Eukaryota; Metazoa; Arthropoda; Insecta; Coleoptera; Chrysomelidae. The record is from the annotation of a GenBank genome assembly.
AUGCGUCAAGGAGCACUCCUUGGCGCAGGAUGGACCCGGGGAGGCGCUUCGGAGUUGGUCAGGCGGGCCCAUCCUGCUUCAGGUGCCCAAUGGAAUGUGCAGGUCGUCAAAGGCAAGGUGAACGGCCGGUGCCUGUGGAACGCCUGCAAGGCCCUCAGCCUGGGCCUGCUGCUCAUGGUGCUGGGAGCGGCGAUGGCGACCAUCGGUUACUACGCUGAUCAUCUCUCCUCCACGCCGGAGAUUCGCGCCAAUUACACGGUGCGCGCCAAGAACGAGACCAAAAGCUUCCAUUUGAACAAUCUUUCGUACGCCGGACCUAUCGUUAUGGGAGUCGGAGGUUUCAUAGUGGUAGCGGCUUGCGUGAUGACGUUCGAGGCGCGAGAUUCCGCCGCCAAAGUGGUACCGGCCCGCUUCAAACUGAGCACCACCGGACCCGGACCGCCCAGCAUCUGCGGACACGGCAGCUACAGCAGCAGGCACAGCUCGCUGAAGACCUCCGCCGUGCAGGUGCAGACCAUGGCGCAGCAUCCGUACGCCUAUCAACGCCAGCACUGUCACACCGGUUCCACCGACAGGCGGGCGCUGACGCAGUCGUUUCUGCAAUUCUCCAGGGGCCUUGCUUUGGAACCGCAACAGAACAAGCAUUUGCUCAAACUUCCACAGGGUUCUAUCAAUAGAAGUCCAUCCGCUCCUGAUCUCGCUUUGGAACGGUCCGAGCAACAGCCGUCGCCUCAGCAGGUGCGCACGCCCUUGCCUCAGAAGGCGAAUCCCAAGCCGAGGACGUUCGCUGCCUGCGCUUUGCUCAAUCCGGGCCUGUUGCACAGACAUGCACUAUCCGUUGACGAAACCGCCGGCAGUUACAGGUUAAGUAACGAAUCGCUGCAUCCGUGCUGCAGCCACGAAGGCUCCAUGGCUAUGGACCUGCACCUGGACUGCCCCGUGACGCUGCGCGUCAAAGACAGACGACGCCCUCUGAAGAGGCAGCGUCGAGUCGACGAGGAAAACGCCAAUCGAGAGGGCGGCAUCAGGAGAAGCUCCCACACGUGCUCAGUCAAAUUGCCCUCUACUCACAACCUAAAGGAAACUUCCACGAAAGGUGGUUCUGCUCAGCAAUUGCCGACGCACUAUUCGCACUGCCCGGCGUCGGCGCGGCGGAGCUCCAACGCGUCGGAUUUCGGAUCGAGGCGGCGGCGGAAGGGCGAGCACGGGGCGCGGAGGGGCCGGCUGGAGCGGGCGGCGAGCCAGGACUCGAGGCUGACGGGCGCGACGCCGAGGUACUACCACCAGCUGUACUCGCCGCAGGUGAGCCCGCAGCCGACCAGGGCGCAGAAUUCGUUCGAGCAGGAGGAGGCGGACGUGCGGGUGUCGCAGCACAGCGUGCACUUCAGCAACAGCCCCAAGAAGUAA